GACAUGCAUUUGCAGGUUAAAAAAAAUUCAAUAUCUUCAGAGACACUAGAGGUGGUUCAGCUCGGAUGUUGUAGAGAGACUUCCUGGGAUCACACAAGGAAACCUCUGUGUUCUGCUUACAACAGUCUUCCUUGUUCCUAAUAAAGACUUUGAAGAAUGCAUCUGGUGUGUGCAUUGGGUCUCUUUCUGGCCCUGCUGAAUCUGUCCUCCUCUCUGCUGCUGGGAGCCUUCAAUAUCAAGUCCUAUGGAGACAAGAAGGCCUCCAACACAACUCUGAUGAACCUCAUCAGCACGAUUGUUCACCGCUAUGACAUCAUUCUGAUCCAAGAGGUCAGAGACAACGAUUUGUCAGCCACCACAAAACUCAUGGAGCAUGUGAAUAAAGGUUCUCCUCAGUUCAGGUACAGUCACAUCGUGAGUGAGCCUCUGGGCCGCAGCACCUAUAAGGAGCGAUAUCUCUUCCUCUACAGAGAGCAGAUAGUGUCUGUGGUUAAAAGCUACACCUUUGAUGACGGCUGUGAGCCUUGUGGGACGGACACCUUCAUCAGAGAACCUUUCGUCGUCAUGUUUUCCUCCAACACGACAACUGUGAGGAACUUUGUUCUGGUCCCCCAGCACACCUCUCCAGAUUUCGCUUUGGAGGAGACUGAUGCUCUGUAUGAUGUAGUGUCUGAUGUCCGCACCCGCUGGAACACCAAUGACAUCGUGCUGCUGGGUGACUUCAACACAGGCUGCAAUUAUGUGUCAGGCUCCGACUGGCAGCAGAUCCGCCUCUUCACUGACAAGGGUUUCCACUGGUUGAUAUCUGAUGAGGCUGAUACUACAGUGUCACACACUCACUGCCCUUAUGACAGGAUUGUGGUUACUGCUGACAUGAUGAAGGGAGUGGUGCAUGGCAGUGCGGAUGUCUACGACUUCAUGGUUGACUUGAAUCUCGAUCACAGUUUGGCAUAUGCUGUCAGUGACCAUUUCCCUGUGGAAGUGAAGCUGGCUCCUUUAGCCUGAGUCCUGAAUCCAACAACCCUUCCACAAGCCUCCAGACUGAAUCUAAAAA
Molecule: messenger RNA, 1054 nt
Organism: Labrus mixtus (cuckoo wrasse)
Lineage: Eukaryota; Metazoa; Chordata; Actinopteri; Labriformes; Labridae
Gene: dnase1
Product: deoxyribonuclease I
Exons: 9
Coding region: 157-1005 (282 amino acids)
Biological process (GO): DNA catabolic process
Cellular component (GO): nucleus
Molecular function (GO): DNA nuclease activity
Source: RefSeq, a predicted model, not a curated record